Symbiodinium necroappetens is the source of this 4005-nucleotide messenger RNA. NCBI's taxonomy places the organism in Eukaryota, Dinophyceae, Suessiales, Symbiodiniaceae. The record is from the annotation of a GenBank genome assembly.
AUGCCACAGGAUGCUGUUGUUCAGCUUGCCAAACACAGCGCUUACGACGGAGACGCAGUCCAGCAGCUCAGGGCUCUAAGCAGCGAGGCUUUGGAAGAGCUGUUGAGGGACCUUUGGGAAGCUGCGCUGUCCGGCAGUGGUAGUGGAGGUGCCUGGGCUGUUCAAGCUGCCUGGCUCGGGUCUCCAGGGCGGCUUUCCGAGCUCGCAACUUCCGGUUCCCAUGCUGUGGGCGUGCGUGCUUUGACCGCGUUGUUGAAGACCGAUCCUGCAAGACUUCUCAGCCUUCUUGGCUUUUGCGGCGAUGGUGGUGUUGUUGAAACAAGUUCCUUGAGUGCGGCACGUCGGCGUGUGGCGCUGCGUACGCUGGGGCGAUUGAGUCGCACUACCUUGGAAGGCCUCGUGACCCCCGAGCUUCUCAACAAACUCGUUUCAGUUCCCAGUGAUUGCCCUUCGGCUGCCCGGCUGCUGAAAGGAGCAAACCCAGAGAUUGUCGAAGUCUGGUGGCCCAAGUUGCCAGUGCCCUGUAGCACGGCCAUCUCCAUUGCAACACGGCUGCCGCAGCUGACCCUACAGUUGAUCGUUGAUGCCCCGCAGCGGUGGAAGGAGCAUGAGCUCCACAAGGUGGUCUCGGCUUGUGCGGCUUCCGCACCAGCGGCUCUCGGGUUUCUGGUACAGUGUGCACAGCAAGCGGCUUUCAAGAAGGCCGCAGCGCAGCCGAAGCUGUUCCUGUGGAUUUUGCAGGGUCUUUCCAGGAAGGCACCCCAGGAGGGAUUGGCAGCGGUGGCUCGGCUGCCUGGUCUUGGCCGUGCAGACCUGAAGCAAUGGGGUGCCGUUCUGCGCGUGUGUGCCCGGCGGGGAGAUUCGUGGCCACUCGCCUUGGAGGUCGCAGUCAAGCUGGUCGAGGAUCCUGCCGAUCCCGCUCCUCUCUUUCGUGCGCUGCAGCCAGAAAAGCCACUCUCGAAGGAGCAGCUCGGAGCCCUCUUCAGCCGGCUGGGCCUCCAGCAUCUCGGGGGCUGCCUGAAGGAUCUCCAGCCUUGGAAUCAGGACCGUGACCUGGAGGAGGCGCUUUCCGCACUGGUCGAUUCCAUGCCUCACCCACCGGCCUCCAUCUCGGGCCUUGCGCAGUGGACCCCGCAAGCCAGGAGGCUCUUGACGCAGAAGCUCACGGAAAAGAAGCCUCCGGAAGUUGCAGGAGGGCCUCCGGAUAGCAAUUUUCUGGAGGCAUUGUCCUGGCAGCCUUACGCAGAUGUCGAAGCGGAGAUCAAGAAGCGCUGCAGCAGUUCCAACGCGAGUGCACGGCAAGCAGGACUCUGCAGCCUGAUCCUCUGUGCAGGCAGAGAUGGGCCAGUGGCAGUGACAGACACGUUGAAGUUCUUCGACCUCCGCCUCCGGAAUGAACAAGACAAUGUGCGGGCAGGCGUCCUUCGCCAGAUGGUUGAAGUACCGGUGCUUGUCUGGCAGGAUGUACACAUCCCUUCCCUGAGACAGUUGCUCACGUCAUCCGUGCAGGCCAAAGGCACCAGUUGGGAGUCUCUGUCGGUUUGGCGGCUGCUGGUCGAGGCCCUGAUGGCCAAUGGUGCGGCCUUGCGCACUGAACUCGGGCUGGGCGCAUAUGGAACGUUUGCACUGGAAGUGAAGUCGCAGUUGACUGACGCCUUGCUUUGGAACGCGAACGAUGCGGAGUUUGGAUCCGGUGUCCUCUGUCAAACUGCGCGGCUGGAGCCGCAACUGGCCUUUCUCGCUUUUCCGUGGCUCGUGGAUUUCCUGCGGCCCAGCAUUCGGGCGUUGCUGGACUCGCGGAGGGUCGAUCAGGCCUGCGCGCUGCUGGUUCAGUGGGACAGCCAGCGCCUCGAAUUCCUUCGAAAACUGCCAAGUGGCGGCCGCCCCACGGUGCCCGACAUCACCAACGCCUGUGCAGCCUUCGCUGUGUUGCUGCGGGAGACCGUCGCGACUGCUCUGCAGGGAAUCCACAGCAUCCACUUCUCGGCCGCGGCCUGGGCCCAGGCCGCGCUUCAGUCUGUGCUUCUGCCGUCCUUUGCCCACCUGAAGGACUCCCAGAACCUCACAUGGGCACAGGAGCAGGCGGUGCGAUGCCUGUGCCAACUCUGCAGCUCCUGGUGGCAGACCUUUGUCGGCCGCAUGGGCUCGGCGCUUCCCUGGCACACGUCGCUGGCAGUGCAGUUUUUGGGCAGGCCGGAGGCUCGGCACCUGCAGCGGCGGAACGGCGCUCUCUUCAACGAGCUAGUGCAGGCACUCUGCGGAAAUUGGGACUCGAUGGCGGAGUGGCAGAAACGACAAUUCGCCGGAGUGGUAACGCAGCAGUGGGGCGGAGCAUGUCGAUCGGCAGAGACUUUUUCGGGCGUGGCACCUUUGCUGCACCGACUCUGCGAUUGGCCCGACGCGCACGUCGUGGAGCAGCGCAGCACCAACAAGCGCAUAGGCGAAGUCACCAACAAUAUUCGGUUGCGCGAGCGAGCACAAGAGCUGGUGGCGCGCCAGAGGUCGGGAAGGGCGUCCUUGCUCGCUCGAUGGAGGCGCCAGGACGCAUCGCUGAAAGCCGAGCUGCUCUGCACCUCCCGAGUGCUUCUCAGGGCCUUGCAGCACAAGCCCGAGGCGAUUCAGUUGCUGGUCGGUUUCGAAAGCGACAAGCUGCAACAGCUCCAGCGCCUCAUGGCCUCCUGGAACUGUAGCGGCUGUCCUCUGCACUUCUUGAACGAGGAAUGGAAAGGUCCUCGGCAGUUUUUCUCCUGGCCCGUGGCGCUGCAGCGGUCCUUUGCCAAUGUUUGGCUGGAUCCGGGGCCUUUGGGGCUCCGGGAGUUCCAGGAAGUCACCAUCCCCUGGGAAGUGAAGUUGGCGCAGUGCCGCCUGCGUCUGGCGCUGCCAGCGCUAGGCGCUGAGGAGCUGGGCAGCGUGCUGGAGGCCUGCACCGAAACCUUGAACCAAGAGCACCAAGAGGACAACACGGCCGUGGCCAUAGCCCGAGGCCGGGCCGGUUGGCUUCUGGACCGGCUGAUCCCUGUCAUGGCUCGCGCCGACCGGCCCAAGGAGGUGUUUCAGCUAAUCUCCAGGCAGCUGGGACAGGGCAACUCCAAACAAGCCGCUCGCAGCUUCCAGCACGUGCUGCGGAGGCUUGGCCCCAUUGAUGCGCAGAACGCUCUGGAAGCUGCGCUCCAGAGCCGCUUGAAAGUGGCAGAGCGUGUGGCGCUGCUCCGGGAUUCGAGCGAGCUCGGCCUCUUCAACGGGUCAGAUGCCAACUUUGUCGCUCUGCUUGAGUCCCUCUACGAGAGCCACCGUGACGUGGGCGGGGCCGUGCUCGCUGCGCUGUGCAAAAUCGGGCAGACGUCCCUGCUAAAACGCGUGAGCCAAGACGACAGAUCGCUGUACCAGCUGCAGGUUAUGCUCGGCCAGCUUCAAAGCACUUCGGGGUCCUUUUUGGGGGAUGAGGUGGCGAGCGUUCUGGCGAUGUUCUGCCAAAGACCUGGAUUGGGUGUGCAGUCCUUGCAGGUGCUCUCGGCUUGGGCGCAGUCAAGGAGAACCCGCGAUGCAGGCACCGUGGCCCAAGUUGCAAGUGCAUCGUCUCAAGCCCUGGCUUCAAAAGACGAGGGUUUGUGGGCACCAGCAGCAGGCUGUUUGGUCUCCCUGGCUCACCUGGACUCCAGCCCACUUACAACCAUCUUCUGCCAGCUCAGCGCCGAGGUCGCAAAUCUACUUCGUGCCUCCUCUCGACUCAGGGUCCUAACGCAGCGCCUUCUGCACGCGAAGGCCUCCUCAGAGGCUUCGGAGGCCUUGGUGCUGGCAGUCGUGUCGGCGGGCUUUCCUGACGCCUUCUGCGCUGGCCUUGCGCUUUGGCUUGGAGCUUUGGGCCACGUGCCUUCACUGGAACGAGCCUGCGAAGGUUCUGGAGGCAUUACAGAAUCUCCCUUCUUUGCACCCCAUCCUCCUGCCUGUGCUGCUCUCCAGCUGCUCCACAUCACUAGCCCAGCAGAGACCCCAAGCACUGCGUGA